AUGGCGCGCGGCGGACGGAGCGUGGCGCGGCCCGCGGCGGCCCCGGCACCGGCCAGCCCGGCCCCCGCGGCCCCGGUGCCGGCGGCGCAGCCGGCGCAGCCCGGGCUGAUGGCGCAGAUGGCGAGCACGGCGGCCGGCGUGGCCGUGGGCUCCGCCGUGGGACACGUCGUGGGAAGCGCCCUCACCGGCGCCUUCAGCGGCGGCUCCUCCGAAGCGGCCAAGCCGGUGACCCCGGCGCAGGAGCCCGUGCAGCGGCAGUCGCCCUACGGACCCUGCCACUAUGAGAUGAAACAGUUCUUGGAAUGUGCUACCAACCAGAGAGACCUGACCCUGUGCGAGGGCUUCAACGAGGCCCUGAAGCAGUGCAAGUACAGCAACGGUGUUUCUUCUCUCCUGUGAAGAAUCUGCCCUACUGUAGGGAAGAAGACUGUGGUGUAGAGCCCUGCUGCCCACAGAGAGUGGAAGGAUGGACAGGGGAUGGAUGAGCUGGAGGCAACAGACUGACUAGGCAGGAGUCUUCUAGUGAUAAUUCACUUAGUAGGGAAGGAAAGGAAUGUCUGGGCCUGUGGGACUUCAGAACUCAGUGUUGUAUUUAUUACAGAGAAAUAAAGGAGUUUAUUUGGACCUGCUA
This is a messenger RNA of Colius striatus (speckled mousebird), 631 nucleotides long. RefSeq names its product coiled-coil-helix-coiled-coil-helix domain containing 10 (gene CHCHD10). The record is from RefSeq and is a predicted model, not a curated record. Gene Ontology annotation, cellular component: mitochondrion; nucleus. The coding region runs from base 1 to 399 and encodes 132 amino acids. The transcript has 4 exons. Gene Ontology annotation, biological process: mitochondrion organization. Lineage: Eukaryota; Metazoa; Chordata; Aves; Coliiformes; Coliidae.